Molecule: messenger RNA, 2943 nt
Organism: Siniperca chuatsi (mandarin fish)
Lineage: Eukaryota; Metazoa; Chordata; Actinopteri; Centrarchiformes; Sinipercidae
Gene: msraa
Product: methionine sulfoxide reductase A
Exons: 6
Coding region: 247-954 (235 amino acids)
Biological process (GO): cellular response to oxidative stress
Cellular component (GO): cytoplasm
Molecular function (GO): peptide-methionine (S)-S-oxide reductase activity
Source: RefSeq, a predicted model, not a curated record
AGAAGUUAAGAAUUUCUCCAUAUAAUUGCUGCUUCAUCAUUUGUGCAGAAAUUCUGAUAGUAGCUAUAUACGUAUUUGUGCAUGCCGUUUUGUAUAUGGUUAGAGUUGAAUAACACGUGGGCACCUUGACAUUACACAAGCCUGGCGUUGGUUUUAAAGUUAGGUAAGCUCCCUGUUAUGUAGUUUAGCUAACUGAGCUAACCCUCAGUGUGCAGAAGUGAGUGUGUCGCUGUUGCUGUAGAUUCAAUGGUCAGCUCCUCCAGGCUCCGUCUGGUUUGGCGUCAUUUUGUUAACAGUAGAAUGGGAGACAUGGCCUCUAAAGCCCAGAUGCCGACUCCAGAGACAGCACUGCCCGGCCGGACUGACAGCAUCAAAGUCUCCGCCAAACAUGAUGUGAACGGCAACAGGACUGUUCCACCUUUCCCAGAGGGGACAGAGAUGGCAAUGUUUGGUAUGGGUUGUUUCUGGGGAGCGGAGAGGAAGUUUUGGAGACAAAAAGGGGUUUAUUCCACCCAAGUGGGCUACGCGGGAGGAUACACCCCUAACGCCACCUACAAGGAAGUCUGCACAGGUAGGACAGGCCACUCGGAGGUGGUGAGAGUUGUCUUCCAUCCAGAGCAGAUCAGCUUUGCCAACCUGCUCAAAGUUUUCUGGGAAAGCCAUGACCCGACUCAAGGGAUGCGACAGGGGAACGAUAUUGGGACUACAUACCGCUCUGCCAUCUACACCUACACAAAGCAGCAUCUCGAGGAAGCUUUGGCUUCCAAAGAUCAAUACCAGAAGGUACUAACAGAGGAAGGUUUUGGUCUGAUUACAACAGAAAUAGCGCAAGACAAGCCAUUCUACUAUGCCGAGGAUUACCACCAGCAGUACCUGAGUAAAAACCCUGAUGGAUACUGUGGUCUGGGAGGGACAGGAGUCUCCUGUCCAAUAGGAAUCAAGACGAAGGCCUAGAUAGCCAAUGACAGCCAAGAACCAUCUCCAGUGUGUUCAGUAAGGACUCAAUGAUGGAGUGAUUUUUAAGAUGCUUACAGAUGCAAAAAGCUUAGGGUUUUAAAUACAUAAAAAUCAGAUUUCUGUAUCUUUUAUUGAUUAUUCUCAUGGACCCAACUGCUCCAUCGCUGCCAAAACAAAGCUGUGAUUGUCAAAAGCUGUAGCUCAGUUUGUGCAAUGCAGAUUUCUGCCUGAUGUAACACGUUACAUAAACUGCAGUGUAGAUGCUGAUAAAGGCUGUCAGUCCUCUCAGCUCUCUUCUAAUAGUAAACAUGCCAGUGCCUCAAAACGUAUGCAUAUUACGUGUAUUGUAAAAGUGAUGCAACGCGUCACUUUUGUAAAAGGCUUAACACAAAAUAUAGUCCUUUGACACAUGCAGUACAAUUUCAUAUGUUAGCUAUAUGAAUAAUCUAAUGCACACCUGUAAGAGGGGUGCGUAGAAUGACCAAAACUCCCACACAGUCUCAGUAAAAAAAUUAUUUACAAAUGCAUUAAUUUUAGUGAUGGCAGAUGGUGUGUUUGAGUCCACAUUUCACUGAUUUUCAUACAUGAAAUAUUCUUGCAAGUUGAGCAAAAUUAGAAUUCUUGUUAGAUUUGUUUUGCUAACUGUUUUGAAUUGCGACUGCAGAUGAAAGUGAUUGUUGCUCAGGUUGCUUUAUAAAUGCUGAUCAUUUAAGAGGGCGUUGCUUUGAAACUGAUGCAGUUUGCCUUUUUUAAAACUCUGUAGAGGAAUAAAACAUAUUAAGCCUCUGAAAGCAGAAAUCUACAGUGUCUCUUCUGUUUCCAGACUUGUAAGUGCUGUUAAAAUCUAUACACACUGCACUAUGCUUAUCAGUUUGGAAAGAAAAUUAAGAAAUAGUACAUUAAAUGACGACCAACUCUCAGCCUACAAGAGGUGGAGAAAAUGGCAGCACGGAGCUCUUUUGUUGAAUUGAAUAAAUUAUGGAUUCUACUGUUACAAAGUCAGCUUAAUGUCAUGGGUUUGCUAAUGCAGAUCAAAAGAUUCUCUCUCUGCUACCUUAGCUACCUAGAUGCUUUAUACUUUGUAUUAUUUUUAUUAUUUUCUCUUACUGAAUUUGCAGCGGACUAUGCGAACAGGAGAUUUUUUUUAUUAAAAAUGUUUUUGUAUAUUUGUGUUUGCUCUUUUGUGGCGUGAUGUGUGUGUUGUGUUUCGGGGCAGGAUUUUGGAUGACCUCCUUCCUCUGAUCUUUGCCUGAAGUAAUGUUCCAGUCCGUGACUCAUCUGUCAUCGCUGUUAAUUUGCAUGCAUGUGUGUUUGUACAGCACAUGUGUGUUUUGAUGGUACAGCACACAAACACACACCAGCAGGAGGAGAGUGUGUUUGGUGCCAGGCCCUCCAAAGCUUGGCAUCACCAUCACAGAGUCGGAAAAAAAGCAAGAGAGGGAAGAGAUCAGUCUCUUUCGAAAUGGCUGAGCGCCAUCUUGGAUCUCUGCUCCGUUGGAUCGCCUCCAUGAUGCAGGCUGUAGGACCACGGCUCGACUGGCUUUUCAAAGCCAAAUCUGACCACUAUUUUCGGAAAGAAGCUGAUGAAGGCUUUGUGCAAAUAUUCAAUAUAUUUAAAUUGGUCCUUUUUUGUUAGAAAAAUGGAAAAAAAAAGAGUUGACAUUUACUCCUUUAAUCCCUGUCAAGGUGUUUUCUGGUAGUGGAAAAACAUAUUUCAGUAAACUGUCAGUGUAGCAUUGAUCAACUGUAUAAUAAAUGUGUGGUUAAAGAAAUUGCACUUUACCGUACAUCCCUCAUAUCGUAUGAAGAUGUCAUCAUCUGGACUGGAUCCCAUAUUUAAUUUAAGGGCAAUAUUGGCUCAGUGUAUAUCAGUGUAACCCCACACACAGAAAAAAACAACCCUUUGCUCUUUCAGGGUUUGUUGGUUGGGUUUGUAUAAAGAGCCCUAUGAUUGGUUAGAAUAAAAGUUGGUAAAAUGUUAAACAA